AUGGAGUCGCGAAUCGUGAGGUCCAGGUCCGAUCGGCAUGCGCUGAAGACCAAGGACGACUUGGAGAAGGAACGCUUGCGACAUCGCUCCGGAGCCUACUUUCGCUAUGAGAAUAGAGACAAUCCCAUUGAUGUCGUGAUGAACUGCCCGGGCUACCUUGGCCCUAGAGAACGGAUGACUGCCGGUGCUCACUGCGAGGAGGUAAACUACAUGGAGCGCGAGCACGCUAAAGUCACGCGGGAUGAAGUGACUGAGGCCCGACGCAAGGGCAAAUACAACAGAGAAGAACAUCGAUGGCGUUGUAUUGCUGGUGCUGAUCAGGCUGAUGUGAACCGCGUGGCGCGAAUGCAGAAUGACCCAAUGAUGGGAAGGAAGAAUGUCUCAGGCCAGCCAUUUAACAUUGUGAACCACGGUUAUGACAAGACACCGGCUGGAGCACAGCUAGAACAUCAUGACAACAUGAUCAGGUACCGGUCUAGGGUUCGAGAAGCUGCUCUGGCCAUGCGGAAUCAUUUAGGGUUCAACCCCAUUAUUGGCGAGCAGUUCAUGCCCCAGCUGAGCAAGCUAUGCGUGAUGCUGCUGGCCGCGAUCCAGUGCGCUGAGCUGCUGAGUGCGCUCUUCAAGCGACGAUCAGAUGUUGAGUCUGCAGGGCAGGUGUGGGAGUCAAAGCCUGCCGAGUCUUCGGCAGAUGCGGGGGCGUCACACCUGGCCGGUCUGACAUUUGAUGGGCCUUCAGCACAGGAGUGGCUGAAGCAGCUGGAGCCUUCGCCAGAAGAAGAUCUGCUGGCGGAUGCAAUCAAUGAAGGACUUGCAGAGCGAGAGCAAGCAGCGCCUUCGCAUGCCCCCCGUGCAGUGAAGCCCGAGGAGGCUCGCCGCCUGAAGGAGUUGGUUGCUGAGCUGGCAACCUUGCAGGAGCAUUUCUCCAAGGAGCGCGAGCGCUUGGGUGCAGAGAAGGAGGAGGUGAAGGCCAAGCAAGCGGAGAUUGCAAAGAGGGAAGCCGAUCUGGAGGCCCAGAAAAGAGAACAGAAGCAGAGGGAGGAAGACAGGAAGAAUUAUCCGCAGCCCGCUUGGCUUGACAAGGUGGAUGGCUGCAUCAAUAUUGCCGUCGUAGGAAAUUCCGGCGUUGGCAAGUCCCUUCUCAUCAACAGGCUGCGGAGGAUGCGGCCGCAGGCAGAGGGUUGGGCGGCCGUCGGCGUCAAUGAAACAACCCGAGAGCCAACAAUGUAUCCAUAUCCGAACCAGUCAAAGGUUCGCCUUUGGGAUCUUCCUGGUGCUGGAACCGUCUCAGUGCCAGCAGAGACCUACUUGCAGGACAUGGGUCUUCGGUACUUUGAUCAUGUGGUGGUGGUCACUGCGGGCCGCUUCACAGAGAUGGAGGUCUCCUUGAGAGCUGAGCUGGAGCAGUACGCCGUGCCGUACUGCAUGGUCAGGACGAAGGUGGAUCAGGAUGUUGUCAACAACAAAGAGGACAACUUUGCCGAGAAGCACGAAACCCUGAAGCAGAUUAGGGAUGACUUGGAGAAGACGCAUGGGGUUGCUACGAAAAGCUUGUACCUGGUGUCAUCCAGAGAUCCUGACGAUUAUGAUAUGCCUCGCCUUUUGGCAGAUCUUUUUCCCGGCAUGAAGCGUCAGUUGGACCCGGAUGCGCCAGCAUUCUGCCCAGCGGGCACAGCGGCAGCUUGCCAGGCCAGAGCGCCCCCGGCGUGGACUGACGCCUGGGCAAUGCCGCCAGCGCUGUCCCUGAUUCUUUCAGGGCUUCAAGGAGCAUGGUGUGAUAACUUUGGCAGCGCCUAUGUAGUGCAGAAUGAUCACUGCCACGUGACGCUGCGCUCGGCGCACUACACAGUGGUCCAGUUGUCCCAAGACGGCUGUGCUGUGUGGUGGGUGCAGCGAUGGUAUGUGGACGAGGAGGAUGUGAAGCGCACGCUUUGCAAGUUCUUCCUUGCGGGUGCCUGCGAGAGAGGUGACAUGUGCACAUGGGCGCACGGGGAAGAGGAGCUGGGACAGCCCGUAGGCGGGGCACCGACCAGCUUGGACUUGCAGGCACAUCAAGGCUUCGUCGAGGAGGGUGUCAAGCGCACCAUCUGCAAGUUCUGGGAGGCACGCUGUUUGGCCCUGAUCGCCUUCGUGCCAAGCUGGCAAGUUCAGGCAGAGCCGGUGAGCAUUGGCAUGGCCGCUCAGGCCGAGCUUCGCAUGGUGAGCGAAGCAGGCAGUUGCUGGCUUCCCAAGGCGGGCGCUUUGAUUUGCGUUCUGUGGAAGUCCAUCUUGCAAGGAAGCUCUGUGCUGUCAAUUCUCACAGAGGCCUCCGAGGAUUUCGAAGCGGAGGACUUCGAGGAUGACUUCAUGGAUGAUUUGCAACGUAGCGUCGAGGAGUCCCGAGAGCAACACCAGCGAGCAGUCAGCGUGGGUCGUGCUGCUGGCCACGAGCCUGUGCUGCUGCUGCCAGUCCUGCAGGCGCUGUUCCCUCCCAGCUGCCUGGCCAACGCGGAGGACGAGGUCGGCAUCCGAUUAGGGAAGGGCGUGUACAACGGCUUAUAUGUGGACUGCACGUUUGGACGUGGCGGAUACAGCAGAGAGAUUCUGUCUCGUCUCAGCGAGGAUGGGCGGCUGCUCGCCCUUGACAUCGACUCCAACUGUCUAGGAGCAGGCCGUUUGUUGGAAAAUGAGGACGAAAGGUUCUGCUUUCUUCCGCGCGCUUUCUCAGACUUGGUCAGCAUCUUUGAGAGUCCGGAGGAGAAUGAAGAGGUGUCAAGGAUACUGGAGCUUGGCCCGCCAUCUGGCAUCGUGUUCGACGUUGGAGUCUGCAGUGUUCAGAUGGACAAUCGCGCUCGGGGCUUCAGCCUGCAGAACUUGCAGCAGCGCCCGGACAGCCCGCUGGAUCUGAGAAUGAAUCAAAGCGUCGGCAAGUCAGCGGCGGAGUGGCUGCAGGCGGCAACCGUGGAAGAGCUGGCUUGGGUCCUCCGCGAAUAUGGUGCAACCAAUCAGGAACCUGUGCAAGCUGAGAGAAUGGCCCAGGUCAUCUACGACGAUCUGCAAGAAAAUGGGCCCAUUGAGUCCAUGAACCGCUUGGCUGAGAUCGUCGGACGUGCAAGAUGCAUUGGCGAUGAGAGCUUUGAGCAUCCUCCGUCAGGCAGAGCACACCCAGCCAGAUUGACCGUCCAGGCCAUUCGCCUUUUCCUCAACUCGGAGUUGGAGCAGCUGCGAGUAGGCCUUGAGAGUGCAUUCCGCGUGCUCGCCUAUGGUGGCCGGUGUGUUGUCACUGUCUUCAAGCAGCCCGAGGAAGCCAUCGUCCGUCGCUUCUUGGUGAACAUGGAGGACCCAGACCCUGAGACCGUUGCUCGGUACCCCAAAAGGCGCUUGGUGGAGCUCUUCCCGCUGGCUGGGAGCGACUCGGAGUUCGCAGUUCGGCUCCAAUCACUGCCAGUGAGGCACAGCGCUUUGAUAUCCUGGCAGGCCUGCUGUCGGAGAGGUCUCAAUGAACAUCCGAGCUCGGUCAGGCGUUGUGUUUGUCAUGGAGAAAGUGCCACGGACCUGCCCGCGGGUCAAGGCCAAGCCCAGGAAGCUGGUGAAUCGCUUCAAAGAGCCUGA
This is a messenger RNA of Effrenium voratum, 3588 nucleotides long. NCBI's taxonomy places the organism in Eukaryota, Dinophyceae, Suessiales, Symbiodiniaceae. The record is from the annotation of a GenBank genome assembly.